Messenger RNA from Penicillium diatomitis, 633 nucleotides. RefSeq lists its product as uncharacterized. The transcript has a single exon. The coding region runs from base 1 to 633 and encodes 210 amino acids. Lineage: Eukaryota; Fungi; Ascomycota; Eurotiomycetes; Eurotiales; Aspergillaceae. The record is from RefSeq and is a predicted model, not a curated record.
AUGUCUGAAUCAUACACCGCAUCAUCCUACUACUUCAGCUCAGCCAGCAACUCCGCCGACGGCACCACCAACGCAACCGGCCACCGCUACAAAACCAGCUCACUUACCGAACCCAACGGCACAACCACCACCUACACCACCCGCCAAGAACUUGGCCACUCGCCCACCUUUGAAGAACACCAGUUCAACAACCGCGGCCAAGAGUACUUCGCUCUCCCCGGGCCAGGCGGUACAGGGACAUCCGCCGGCGGCGUGCGUCGGAUCGUAGACAUGGACAACGAUGAAGCUGGCGGAGGAGCAGGAGCGACGACAGAAACAGGGGGCCAAUCUGAAUUUUCGGCGUUCGAAGCCUCGACUCCGCGGUUGGAAGACGGGGCGGCGGUGCCGUUCGGAACGAAAGUGGUGGAUGUGGAUACGGGGGCGUAUGAUGAGCAUAUGCAUUUCUACGGAGAUACCACCAUGCGACAUCAUCGGGAGGUGAGGGACGAUGCGGGGAGGAGGUUUACGAGGGAUGUGGAUUUUGAUCCGGCGGGGAGGGCGGAGAUGGCGCAUGAGAGGAGAUUGUUUGAGAAUCCGGAGACGGGGACGCGGGUCGAGAGGGAGGGCGAUGUCGAGGUUUCGCAGGUGAUUUGA